ACAGUGGAAUCGGAGAAUAAUCACUCUUCAUCUUUUGCCACAUUCUACUGCUGUUGAUGCGCUUCUGGUGUUCUGGAUUCUCUAGUUUUCGAGAUAUCUUUUUGAUUAUGAUGGCAGAUCGUUUCAGGAUUGUGUUUUUCGCGGCGUUUUAUUGUUUCAUUGGAGUUCUCAACGCUAGCGCUGGUGACUCAGAUCCAGUUUACAGGGCUUGUGUAGUGCAGUGUGAGAAGACUGGUUGUGUGGCAGACAAAUGCUUUCAGCACUGCAGAUUUUCAUCCAGUGGUGUCCCUGUUGAUGGCUCCUGGUACAUGCAGGAACCGCUAUACAGGCAGUGGAAGCAGUGGGAUUGCCAGAGUGACUGUCGGUAUUACUGCAUGGUUAAUAGAGAGAAAGAAAGGGAGAUGGCUGGCCAGAGACCGGUUAAAUAUCAUGGGAAAUGGCCCUUCAACCGUAUCUUUGGGUUACAGGAGCCUGCUUCUGUGGCAUUUUCUGCUUUGAACCUUGCAGUGCAGUUUCAUGGUUGGGUGUCCUUUUUUAUCCUGUUGUAUUACAAGUUGCCUCUGAGACACAGUAAGAAAACAUACUAUGAAUAUACUGGCUUGUGGCAUAUUUAUGGACUCCUGUCAAUGAACUCCUGGUUCUGGAGUGCUGUUUUUCACAGUCGAGACGUGGAUCUAACUGAAAAGUUAGAUUACUCUUCCGUGGUGGCAUUACUAGGGUACACACUUAUCCUGGCUAUCCUACGAACUUUUAGUGUGAGGGACGAGUCUUCCAGAGUGAUGAUUGCUGCUCCACUAAUUGCAUUUGUGACAACCCACAUACUAUAUCUCAACUUUUAUAAAUUUGACUACGGACUGAACAUGAAGGUCUGCAUUGUAAUGGGUGUAGCCCAGCUUCUACUGUGGGCGAUCUGGGCAGGAAUCACACGCCAUCCUUCGCGGUGGAAGCUGUGGGUAGUCGUCGUGGGAGGAGGGCUUGCCAUGUUAUUGGAGAUAUAUGAUUUCCCUCCCUAUUGGGGACACCUGGAUGCCCAUUCCCUAUGGCAUGCCUCCACCAUCCCCCUUAGCUACCUUUGGUGGAGCUUCAUCAGAGAUGAUGCCGAGUACAGAACUAUGGACCUCGUGAAGAAGGCAAAAUAGGUAAUGCUGUCCUGACCUGAUGCAUUCAGUGAUGAGAGAUCAACACUGAAUGGUAUCCUGUUAUGCCAUGGUGACAUCUUUGCUUUGUUGUAAUAAUUAGAACAUAUUUUUUCUCUGUUUUUUUUAACUGGGUAAGAAUAUUUUUCCUUUUGCCC
This is a messenger RNA of Telopea speciosissima, 1294 nucleotides long. Its product is annotated as post-GPI attachment to proteins factor 3-like. Gene Ontology annotation, cellular component: endoplasmic reticulum membrane. Gene Ontology annotation, biological process: GPI anchor biosynthetic process. Gene Ontology annotation, molecular function: hydrolase activity, acting on ester bonds. Lineage: Eukaryota; Viridiplantae; Streptophyta; Magnoliopsida; Proteales; Proteaceae. The transcript has 6 exons. The coding region runs from base 57 to 1139 and encodes 360 amino acids. The record is from RefSeq and is a predicted model, not a curated record.